Messenger RNA from Lolium rigidum, 1474 nucleotides. Its product is annotated as protein FAR1-RELATED SEQUENCE 5-like. Bases 2 to 1474 code for a protein of 490 amino acids. The transcript has 6 exons. Lineage: Eukaryota; Viridiplantae; Streptophyta; Magnoliopsida; Poales; Poaceae. The record is from RefSeq and is a predicted model, not a curated record.
CAUGGAGGAGGAUGAAGAAGAAGAGCUAACACGUAGGUCUACAGGAUUGGUUACUGACCUGAAGAAAUUGCAACCAGCAUCUGCCCAGGUUCAGCAUGAUUCCUUCCAAAAUAGAAAAGGUGAAAUAUUCAAUGGUUAUAAUGAUGACCAAAUGUUUCUACAGGGAGAUUUUAGUUUCAGAGGUCUUCUUGAAGGAAAAUUUGACACAUUCUACACCCCCGACAAUGCCAAGAGAAAGGGUUUGCAGGAAUAUAACUUACCUGGAGAAGGCCACUACAGUGGUGAACAUUCAGAUAAAAUCUCAGGGACUGGUGUUGGAACUUCCCAGUACUUCGCUACAAAAGAUGAUGAAUACACAUACACAGAUACAAUGUGUACCGACGAUCCAUGGACGAGAAAUCUAUUUGAAGACAUGGAUCUAGAUGAGGUUGUUCAUCCAAACAGCUCUUCCACCCAAACAACUAUUGAUCAACGGAAAACAAGCACCACUAGUUCAAAUAAAGACUCAGAAAACAAGCCAGCGACCGAGACUGAACAAAGGGACAUACACACUGACGAACAACAGAAAAAAUUGGAUGAAGAUGACAUAGAAACUUUUCUGGAGAAUGAGAAAGAAGGUGCAGAUGAGGAAAAUGAUGAGUCAGUGUUAGAAAGCUUGAAACCUGAAGUAGGAAUGACAUUCAAGACAAGAGAAGAAGGACAGAACUUCUUCAAUACAUACUCAUUCGCAGCUGGUUUCUCGGUUGCUAUAGUUUCUUGUUACCAAACUACAAGCAAGAAGCGGAACAAUGAAAUUAUUAGAGCAACAAUGAAAUGCAACAAGUAUGGGCAGAAUACUGAAAUAGAAAGGGAGCAAAUGGUUGCACAAAGACAAAGCACAGUAAUAGCAAAAACAGAUUGCAAAACGGAGAUGGUUAUUGCCGAGAAAGAUGGAAUGUGGAGAUUAAGAACUUUGCGCCUUGAACACAAUCAUGCCCUUGACCCCCAUAGCCGCUUCUUUAGAUCUCAUGCCUAUAUGACCAAAGAGGAGAAAGCAAUGAUAAGAUCAUUGAAACAAAGCAACAUACCAACAAGGCAGAUUGUUUCAGUUCUGGCUCAUCUCAGGGGAGGCUCAGACCAGCUGCCAUACAACAAGAAAAAGGUCUCUAAUUACAGCACUAGCAUAAACAGAGAGCUGAGCAACAGUGACAUGAUGGAGGUGUUGUCGUUCUUCGACAAAAAACAAGAAGAGGACCCAAGAUUCUACUCUUCGUUCGAUCUGGACAGUGACAACAAAGUGAAGAGCGUCUUUUGGGCAGAUGCUAAAGCCAGGUCAUUCUAUGAGAAAUGUGGAGAUUGUAUUAGCUUUGAUACAACCUUCUUGACAAACAAAUACAAUCUCCCAUUUGCUCCAAUAGUAGGUGUCUCUCCGCAUGGGAACACCUAUCUAUUUGCUUGUGCUCUCAUUGGAAAUGAAAGAGCGAGCGACUUUUGA